AUGAUGGACCCAGACCUCAACAAUAAGCUCGAUAGGCUACUCACUCUAUUGGAAGCACAGCUAGAGCUUACCAGACAGGGUUAUCGAGAGGAACAAUUACAACAAGCUCAACUGAGCAGGGAGGAGACAAUGGACCUCUCUCACUCAGAAGACCAAGCAGGAGGAGGAGAUGAGUCUAUGAUAGGAGACCCACAUACUCCUACUCCAGCUCCACGACCAAGACAAUCAGUCUCAUUCAACUUGGAUGAGCAGGACGACGUCAACUACGAGAAGUAUGCUUCACCUACAGGGCCAAGAUAUGUCAAGACUAAGGUGGACCCCUACAGCAGGACCAGGAUGGACCCUUACCCCCUGGACCAAGAGGAGGACACCAGCAUCAUGAUGGAGAGAUCGAAGCCCAUUGCCACCCCAUUUCCAAAGUUCAAUCCCCGAGAUGUGGAGAUCUUCAUUCUAGAAGCUGAAGCAUGGUUUAAGUUCAACCAGGUGUAUGAGCAGUCUAGGAUGAUCAAUCACAUGGGUGCUCAACUGGAAGGGACAGCAAGAGAGUGGUGGACCUCCAAGCUCCGUAUCGAUAGAGCUAGAGAAGGAAGGUUGUUCAAUGAUUGGCACUACUUCACAGAGCGACUGUCAGAGCAGUUCAACCCACACAAUGCUAGGAUGGAGGCAUACAACAAGCUGUUGGCUCUCAGACUCACAAGUGAUGCUCCUGGUGCUGCCACAUGUCAUGUAGAGCAGUUCAGAGACUUGGAAGGACAGGUCAACCUAGAUGACAAUGAGCUAGUGAUUGAUCUCUUCAGAGGUAGUCUCACUUGCAGCAUACAGGAGAAGUUUGAGAGGAACCCACCUGGAAAGAGAUGGGAAUGGUAUCGAGAGGUUGAGGAGAUUGAUCGACAGAGGAUGCUACUACAGCAGAUAGACCCUCUUAGCUCUCGACCCAUGGGACCAAAGGUCAUGGUCACCACAGCAGACCCCUUCGAGGAGGCCACCGACUCAGGAGAUGGCCACACAGGCAGCACUGAGACUGACCCCAAGGCCAUGGACCUCAGCUCAUACCAGCAACCCAUGGACCUCGACCAUGAGGAGGAGGAGCACGAUGAUGACAACGAUGAGGGAAAUGUCAGCAAAGCAGUACUGGAGCUCUCUGGAAUGGUUCAAGACCAUCCUGCUUGGAUACUAGCUGAUACUGGUGCUGGUCUGUCCAUAGUCUCAGAUUCUUUCAUUAGUAAGUACCAAAUACCCACAAAACCCAUAAAAACAAGAUCGAUCCAUGGUGUCACUGGACACCAACUCUCCAUCAAUAGUUCUGCAAGCAUGCAGGUAUCUAUUGGUACACACAAUCUGGGUGUGGUUGAAGCUUCAGUGGCCGACACUGCUGACUAUGACCUCAUCCUGGGGUUCACCGAGCUACGGAGGCUCAAACCCACCAUACAAUGGGAUACAGGCCAGCUGGAGUUCAAGACUCAGGAGCAGGACCAACCCCCAAGGAGACCCCCUGAAGCAGCAAGAGCAGGGGACCUAACCAUGAGGAGACCAACCCUCCAUGGUAAUGAGUUUGUCUCGGCAGAGCGCAUACUACAAGCAGCUCUGGAAGAUGGACCCAUAGGGUUCAUGCUGUUAGAGGAGCCACCAUCAUCACUCCUGGCCUUUGGUUUUGUACCUACAGGUGCAGACAAAGGAGUCGAGAUGGAGGUGGAGGUAGACAAGGUGGUGAUGGCUGCAGACAUACCAAAGCCAUACCAACACCUGCGAGAUGUGUUCAAUGAGGUGGAAGCAGACAAGCUGCCCCAUCAUACUGAGCACGAUCUCCACCUCAAGUUGAUAGAAGGAGGUAAGCCACCUCAAGGGCCCCUAUACCUUAAGGGACCCAAGGAGAUGUCCAAGUUGAGGAGGUACUUGGAUGAGAACCUCAAGAAGGGGUUCAUAAGACCAUCGAAGAGCCCAGCACGAUCACCAGUGCUCUUCAUACCAAAGAAGGAUGGAGGUCUCAGACUCUGUGUGGACUACCGAGGUCUCAAUGAGAUCACUGUCAAGAACAGGGCACCAUUGCCCCUCAUCGAGGAGCAGCUGUUCUUACUCAGGAAGGCAAGGAUCUAUACCAAGCUAGACCUUAGGGCAGCAUACAACCUCAUCCGGAUUGCUAAAGGAGAUGAAUGGAAGACAGCUUUUGGCACUCAGUUAGGACUCUAUGAGUACCUAGUGAUGCCCUUUGGCCUAGCCAAUGCUCUGGCUCACUUUCAGUCAUUCAUCAAUGACAUCUUCCAAGACAUCAUUGGAGUAUAUGUGGUAGUAUACCUAGAUGACUUCCUGAUCUUCAGUGACACUGAAGAGGCACAUGUGAAGCAUGUCACCGAGGUCCUCACUCACUUAAGAGGCAACAGGCUCUUUGCUAAGCUGUCGAAGUGUGAGUUCCACACCAAGACAGUCGAGUUCCUGGGGUACAUCAUCAAGCCAAUGGGCAUAGAGAUGGACCCAGAAAAGGUGCACACUGUCAAGGAGUGGCCAAUGCCGGAGUCAAUCCAUGACAUCCAAAGGUUCAUAGCCCACUUUGCUUGCAUAGCCAAGCCAUUGACAUCACUGGUAAAGCCUAUAGAAUGGUUCAAGAAGUUUGAGCUACCAGAGGAGGCCCAACAGGCCUUCCACAAGCUCAUCCAGGCCUUCACAUCAGCAGGAGUGCUUCAGCACUUCGACUACCACCUUCCAACAAGGUUGGAAACUGAUGCAAGUGACUUUGCUAUAGCAGGAGUACUCAAGCAGGAGCAUGAAGGACAGUGGCAUCCAGUGGCCUUCUACUCUAGGAAGAUGUCUUCUGCCGAGAAGAACUAUGAGAUCCAUGACAAGGAGCUCCUAGCUGUGGUCGCCUGCCUCACUCAGUGGCGACACAUGCUAGCUGGACUACCUAGCCAACUGGUCAUCCUCACCGACCAUGAAGCCCUCAAGUACUUCAAGUCACAGAGACACAUCACAGGAGACAAAGGUGGUGAACCCGAUGCUCUCACCAGAAGGACAGACAUGCAACCAGCUGGUGAAGAGCAGGAUCACAAUGUGAGGCAACUACUGCCUCCUCGAGUGUUCAAGGAGACAGCAGACCAUGACUUGAUCCUAGUGGCCCCUAUGAUCUUGAUGGAGUCCAUAGCAUCAAAAGGUCUCAGAGACCUGGUCAAGAUCUUCCAGCCCUUAGACCAAGAGCUACAGGAGAUACAUAGGAAGAAGCCCUUCGAGGUCAAGGACGACCUAUGGUACAGUGGAGGAAGGUUGGUUAUCCCCAAAGUAGCAUCCGAUUAG
Ustilago hordei is the source of this 3282-nucleotide messenger RNA. RefSeq lists its product as uncharacterized. The record is from RefSeq and is a predicted model, not a curated record. The transcript has 5 exons. NCBI's taxonomy places the organism in Eukaryota, Fungi, Basidiomycota, Ustilaginomycetes, Ustilaginales, Ustilaginaceae. Bases 1 to 3282 code for a protein of 1093 amino acids.